UUCGCAAUGUUAUUCUAUGGCUGACACUGCUGUCGUUGUCAUGCCGACUGGGUGCCGGUCAGGGUGUGAAGGCGACUCGUUCAAAGUUCAAUGCCGCCGUCAUCCAAGCGGCAGUCGGGGUGGACGCGAGGAUUGCCGAGGCAGACAGACUUGACAAGAGCGCAUUUGAUGAAGGCACAGACCGAGUAAUACCCGGUCGGAAGGAUUCUUCAGGGCCACAUCUGCUGACUUCCGCUACCGCAAAUGGGAUCGGUCGGAUGGGUCGGGCCUUCCUAGAGAUCGCCAGAAAUAUUAUAAGCAGCAUGAAAAUUCAUCCUGAAGACGCUGGUCGGCAGAUAACCGCCGCUAGGAUCACGCCGCCGAAGGCCCUGCACUGUCCUUUCCAAAAACCCAACUGUGACCGUUCAGUGAAGUUCCGGACGAUAGAUGGAUCUUGUAAUAACGUGGCCAAUCCCCUGUGGGGGAGAUCGCAGACGCCUUUUGAGAGAUUAUUGUUGCGUCAUGCAAAGGCCAACUUGGAUUGCUGCACGAAGCCAAAGAGGCCAGGUUGCUUCCCAAUAGAUAUCCCACCGAAUGACCCUUUCUUCCCGCCAAAUCGCACGUGCAUCAACAUGGUUCGAGCUCUACCAACAACUCCACUUGACUGCACCAUAAGUGUCCGUCAGCAGUUGAACCAGAUCACACACUACCUGGACGGCUCGGCCAUCUAUGGCUCCUCGGACGACGAGACCCGUGACCUCCGCACUCUCACUGGGGGACUUCUCAUGACAAGCCCCAACAACCUGUUACCGACUGCGACUACGACCGAAACUUGCUGUAUCAUGUUCGACCCGAACAAGAAGUGCUUCAAGGCUGGGGACGCCCGUGUGAACGAGCAGCCGAUGCUAAUGUCCAUGCACACGGUCUGGAUGCGGGAACACAACCGCCUUGCGCGCGGCCUCGCGCUCCUGAAUCCCACCUGGGACGACGAGCGACUCUUCCAGGAGGCACGCAGAAUCUUGGGCGCCGAGCUCCAGCACAUCACAUACAACGAGUUUCUUCCGGCAGUACUGGGGCGCACAGUUAUGGAAAAAUACGGAUUGAAGCCACUUUCAAACGGUUAUUUUAAUGGUAAAUAUGCUGAUACCGAGCAGCCAAUAAUACGGAGCGCGUUUGCGACUGUCGCCUUCCGGUUUGGCCACAGCCUCAUCUGGCAGAGAGUGCUUGCCCAUAAUGGCGCCAUCAAGGUAUCCAAUCGCCUCCUCAAGUACGAAUUCCUGAAGCCCGACCUCGUCCAUACGCGGGGUGUCAUGGCCAUAUGUCGGGGCCUCACACGUUCACCGGUGGAAAGUGUGGACAAAUCGCUCAAUGACCAAAUUACAAAUCACCUGUUUGAGCGGGAUGAAGGUUUCGGCGGGGACCUCGCUGCUACAAAUAUCCAACGGGGGCGGGACUAUGCCAUCCCUGGCUACCAGGCGUUUCGGCGCUUCUGUGGACUGGCCGGCCAGUUCUCACACACAACGGCUGUACAGCAACAGCUCGAACAUAUAUAUAGGUCACCAGAGGACAUCGAUCUGUUUCCCGGUGGCGUGUCUGAAAUCCCCGUCAACGGGGGAAAGGUUGGCCCGACCUUUGCCUGCCUUAUUGGCCGCCAGUUUAAAUCACUAAACAAUGGAGACAGAUUCUACUAUGAAAACAGCGGCGACACCGCAUUCUCAGGGAACCAGCUGCAGGAAAUCAGGAAGGUUACGCUCGCUUCUCUCUUUUGUGCUAAUACAGACAUUGGUACCAUACAGCCGAAAGCAUUGAAAAGUAUACGGCCAGGAAACACUCUUGUCAACUGCAAUAACAUUCCGCACUUAGACCUAAAUCCUUGGCGGUCGAUCGUCAAGAUGUAG
Mya arenaria is the source of this 1877-nucleotide messenger RNA. Its product is annotated as chorion peroxidase-like. The transcript is spliced from 11 exons. Lineage: Eukaryota; Metazoa; Mollusca; Bivalvia; Myida; Myidae. The coding region runs from base 258 to 1877 and encodes 539 amino acids. Gene Ontology annotation, biological process: response to oxidative stress. Gene Ontology annotation, molecular function: heme binding; peroxidase activity. The record is from RefSeq and is a predicted model, not a curated record.